GUCGCUCCACGUCCAGUCCCGCCAUGGCCUUUUGGACGGGCUUCAGUGAGCGUUCGCCGGCCUUAGAGGUGGCUAAUAGGGCGGCCCGCAGCUGCCAGUCGCGCUCCAGCGACUCCUGAAAGGUCACACAAGGUCACAUGGGAUCACACGGGGUCAUGGAAGAUGGGAUUGGCACAGGGGUGGACCAGGCACAGCAUGCGGUAGUCUGAUAAGCCAUUGGGAUCGCAGAAUGUUGCGCAUGUGAAUGCAAAAGCGAGAGAAUCUAUUGCUAAGUGAGAAUGAACACCAGUUUCAUGCGCUGUUGAUGGAAUAACACGGAUUAGACGUUACGCAAGCACGAACUAUAGGUUAAUAUGUUGCCGUCACGUCCGUCAUAUUUGCGGAUUCAGAUUCGCUAUUCAUCAUUUGCGGAUAAUCCGCAUAUAACUCACGGCGUUCUUUUGGUUGUGGAGUUUGGUGAGCUGUCGCAGCUCCGUUUCGGCCUCCUGCAUUUUGACCCGACUGAGCUCAAUCUCCUGCUGCACGUUCCGUUCGAGCUGCUCAUAGAAGGCCUUCAGUUCACGCUCCAUCCUGUCGGACCGUUAUAAAAUCGCUGUCAUGCUAAUGCUUCAUCGUUAAUCGUAGUUAGACGAACAUUACAGAUAUGGGGAAAGUGUGAGUCGAAUCUGGACUAAUCAAUCUCAGCGGCUGUAUCAACCAAAUGAUACUGGGAAUCGUGUAUGGGAGAUGGGAGAAAGGUGAGACCACAGCACUGUCCAAAGAAACGGUACAAUCCCGAUGGAAAUCAUCCAUCCUGAGACUGUCAGUUGACGGGCAUGGCUUACACAACAUGUGGCCAGUGUCAUGUACCAAGGCGGCCGCGCCGGGGACAGAUAGCGCUGUAUCAGCGUCGGGGGUCGCCCGUCCACGGGACCACACCCGGGUGGGUCCCACGCCAUCGGCUUAGGGGCGUCCGUCGGCCUGGGAGGCGGCAGGUGGCGGCCGUGGCAGCCUCGCCCGCGGUGUCUGCCGCCCGCGCCGGCCGCCACUCGUCCCCCUGUCGUCCCUGCGGACGCUGCCGCUCCCGCCGCCAUGCUGCCGCUGCUCAGCGUCGUCUCCCUCUCCCUGCUGGCGUGCGCCGCCGGCCGGCGCUCGCCGCCGCUGCUGAUGGCACCGCCGCACGUCGGCGACGACCCGCUGCCUCCCGACCAGUGGUACACGCAGCAGCUAGACCACUUUGACGCCAGCGAGACGCGCACCUGGCAGCAGCGCUACCAGGUGAAUGACUCGUUCUACCAGCCCGGCGGGCCCGUGUUUCUCAUGAUCGGCGGCGAGGGACCGGCCAGCGCUGUCUGGCUGGUGUCUGGAACAUGGAUCGACUACGCCCAGCAGUACGGCGCCCUCUGCUUCCAGCUGGAGCAUCGCUUUUACGGCGAUAGCCUGCCCACGGAGGACAUGAGUGUAGAAAACCUGCGCUACCUGAGCUCGGAGCAGGCGCUGGCCGAUCUGGCCGCAUUCUCCGCCGCCAUGACGGAGCAGUACGCGCUGCCCGAAGGCACCAAGUGGGUGUCUUUCGGAGGCUCCUACCCGGGCAGCCUGUCCGCCUGGUAUCGACUGAAAUACCCGCACAUGGUGCAUGCUGCCGUCUCCACCAGCGCCCCGCUGCUCGCCAAGACCAAUUUCUUCGAGUAUCUCGAGGUGGUCAACUAUGCCAUCCACGCCAAGUCGGGCGACGAGUGCUAUGGCAACGUCGAGCUGUCGUUCCAGGCGGUGGAGGACCUCCUGCAGGACGCCGCCGGCUGGGCCACGCUUACCGACAAGUUCAAACUCUGCUCCAGUCUGGACGGAACCAACUCGAACGACGUCUCCAACCUGAUGCAGAACCUGGCCGACCUCUGGAGCGGCGUGGUUCAGUACAACGAGGACAACUUCGGCUUCCGCGGCGGCAGCAAGCUGGCCAACAUCACCAUCAACACGCUCUGCGACAUCAUGAACGACGCCGGCACCGGCUCGCCGCUCGACCGGCUCGUCGCCAUCAACGAUCUCAUGAUGGACGCCUACGAGGAGACUUGCCUAGACUUCAGCUACGACAGCAUGAUCGCCGCCAUGCGCGACACCGACUUCAGCAGCGCCAACAACACGGGCAUGCGCCAGUGGAUCUACCAGACGUGCACCGAGUUCGGGUGGUACCAGACCACCGAGUCGGCCGACCAGCCGUUCGGGAGCCGCCUGCCGCUGCCCUUCUCCAUUCAGCAGUGUGUCGACGUGUACGGCGCCCAGUUCGAGCAGACCUUCAUUGACGCCGCCGUGGCGGCCACCAACACCGACUAUGGCGCUCGCCAGCUGCCCGCCAAGCGCGUCGUGCUCGUCAACGGCAGCAUCGAUCCGUGGCACGCCAUGGGCAUCAUCGAGAGCUCCGACCCGGACCGGCCGGCCAUCUUCAUCAACGGCACUGCGCACUGCGCCAACAUGUACCCGGCGCGGGAGGAGGAUCUGCCCGGGCUGACGGCGGCGCGCCAGCAGAUCGGCGAGCUCAUCGGAAAGUGGCUCCAGGAGGACUGAGCCUCAGUGAACUGAACAACGCAGGACAACACUGGGGAGUCGCACAGUUGCCGAGGGAGGGGUUACGCCCGUCAGCUCACAUAGUCGUUUGAUGUAUCCAUCCGUCAAACAAAAACUGCCUCAAUAAUCCAACCUAAAAUCGACCUAAAUACAGAACGGAGCGCAUUAAUUAUCGAAGGAUGUUUUACGAAUAGUGAUUUUUCUUGGUCAAGCUGCAUGUUUGUGUUAUAUGUACCCAACGAAGUCCAUGCAUAUUAUUUCCUCGGUCCAGCAUUUCUGUUUUAUGGAACGAAGUUCAUGUAAAUACAUUUGAUAUUUCGA
Molecule: messenger RNA, 2862 nt
Organism: Amphibalanus amphitrite
Lineage: Eukaryota; Metazoa; Arthropoda; Thecostraca; Balanomorpha; Balanidae
Product: putative serine protease K12H4.7
Exons: 1
Coding region: 1072-2541 (489 amino acids)
Biological process (GO): proteolysis
Molecular function (GO): dipeptidyl-peptidase activity; serine-type exopeptidase activity
Source: RefSeq, a predicted model, not a curated record